Microplitis demolitor is the source of this 1447-nucleotide messenger RNA. RefSeq lists its product as uncharacterized. NCBI's taxonomy places the organism in Eukaryota, Metazoa, Arthropoda, Insecta, Hymenoptera, Braconidae. The coding region runs from base 236 to 658 and encodes 140 amino acids. The record is from RefSeq and is a predicted model, not a curated record. The transcript is spliced from 3 exons.
GCUGACGACUAAUCGGCUACCUUUUCAUUUUUCAUGGAAAGUCGACGAGUGAAGUAUACAAUAACGACAUACAAAUAUAAUAAAUCUUUUAAUUUAGACGUAUUCAAUAAAUAAAUGAUACUUCAAUGAAAAUAAGCUUUUUAUGUUUUUGACUGUAAAAAUUAAUAAAAAAGACAUAACUAAUUAAUAAAAAUAUUAUUUAAAACGAAAAAGAUAAAAUAGUCAACAGUGAAAAAUGGUUUUGUUAAAUUAUUUUAUUUUGUCCAUCGUCAGUUUCGUGAUUAUUUACUUGACGUUUUGUGAAUCAGCAACAAUAAGGACGGAGAUCGAAUCAGCAAAUGAAUCACAAUUUAAAUUUUUUAUGGCGAAUCAACGAAGUUCAUUCGAAUCCAGAAGCUGUGGUUUAGAUAUGCCGUGUGGUUGGCUUGAAUACAGAUUGAAUUCCUUUGGUCAAAAAACUUUAAAAAGUUUUCUUUUGGGCAGGUGUAAAUGCGAUGUUACAAGUCGUUGCGUACUUUCCGGUGAAAGACUCAGCAGCCAAGUAUUUGUGUAUCAAUGUCGUCCAAAUAUAACAGUUGAUGAUAAAUUUGCGCCGGAUCAUGAUAUUUAUACACCAAAUGAAGAUCUAUAUAAACUCUAUAGAGAUAUUAUCCGAUAAUAACAAUUAUAAAUUUCUAGUUAAUUAACUUAAUAUAUCUUUUGUUAUUAAGUACAUGGUUUUAUUUAAUUACGAGUAAUUAAAUAAUCAAAAUGUUUCUUCACAAAAUGACUGACUAGAGUUCAUCGGGUUACUAAAAUUUUUUUUUUCUAUUUCAUCAAAAUUUUUUAGAGUAUUAAGUGACAAAAUAAUUAUAUUUCAUUCUGAUAUAAUAGUUUGACUUCUUUACAGCAUUUAUAAGACGAUGAAUCUUCAUAGGAUUCAAAAAGCUGAUGAUUUUGAUAAGAUAUUUCCUAGUAUUUUUAUAAAACUAUGAUGACGUGACUUUUUAAUAUUGCGUUAUUAAUUUAUAUCAUUGAUUUAAUACAAUUAUUAUUAUUAUUUCUAUAUAUAUACAUGUACAUAUUAAAGUCACAUGUCUUUUAAUCAGAUUAAUUAUAAACUUUAAAAUGACUUUUUCAUCAAUUAAAAAGAAUACAGCCGUCUUGGUUAAAUGAAAAUAAAUUUAUAAAAUUACUUAUGCAAUUAAAGUCUGAUUUUUUUUUUAUCAUUAAUUCAAAUAGCAGUAACAGUAUUUUAAUUAAUUUAAAUAAAUAUAUUUGACUGAUUGCAUUAUACAAUGUAAUUUAUUUUUCAUUAUAAAUAUUCUAGCUUGGAAUAUAAAAAAAAUGGUUGUAUAUUUAUAACAAUGAAAUAUUUUAUAAAACAAUAUUAAUUAUCUGUAUGUAAUAAAUAACUGUAAGGUCAAUUUACUUUUAUUUUAUAUUUAGCGCUAGUAAUUGUGUAUUA